AUGGAUCUAUCAAUUGAGAGAAACCCUGUGAUCAAGUUCCGACUUCACAUCAUAAUUGGUGCCCUGGCUUUUCUUGUCUUCGUUCUGAUCAUCGCACGCGUUGCGAACCACGGAACACCGAAGACAAGAACUAAUGUUUGGGGAAUCGCUGUGUGCCUCAAAUCCGCCGUUUUCAUGACCUACCAAAUAUUGACGACUCACAUGGACCGACUCAAACGUUGGGCAAGCACAAAAGCGUACAUGAUCUUGAAUAUUAUUGAUACUGUCUUUUGGUUUGCUCUCUUUAUCAUCACCAUCAUGGGGACUACAGGUUCUACUAACGGGAGUAGUCGGGCGUUGGGUGAUGUGAUGAGCUCCUCAUUAACCUUAAAUUCAUGCAGUGGUUUUGCUGGAUUGUUGGCUUUUGUUUCCAUUCGCGACAGACGAUUCUACAAAGCGAAUGGAGUCCUUCCUGGACCUAGGACACUCAAAACUUCAGCUCCUAUGUCUUGUUGA
Messenger RNA from Penicillium soppii, 495 nucleotides. RefSeq lists its product as uncharacterized. The transcript is spliced from 3 exons. Bases 1 to 495 code for a protein of 164 amino acids. The record is from RefSeq and is a predicted model, not a curated record. NCBI's taxonomy places the organism in Eukaryota, Fungi, Ascomycota, Eurotiomycetes, Eurotiales, Aspergillaceae.